CUAAUUAAUUGCCUUUUGUGGUCACGCAUCUAGCUAGGAUGUCACAACCAAUCUGUAUACUUGCAUGUAGUUUGUAUUAGUGUAUUAUACUAAUAUACUGAUGUUAUUUCUGUUUUAAAAUAUGGCACUUAGCUGGACUGUGUUUGCUAUUAUAUUGUAUUCACUCUAAUGUGAUGCCUCAGGUGCUGUUAUUUUUUUUUUAAAAUUAUAUAUGGCAGUCUUUGAUAAUUUUUAAAUAUUCUUAAUAGACCAACCACCAAUCCUUAGUCGGAUCAAUAAUCUUAAUUUCCUUAAUCCUUAUUUUACUGAUUUAAAUUAGACGUGAUAUGUAUUAUCAACUAAUAGCAUAGCCUACAUAGGUGCCUUGCAUGUUAUUCAUUUACCUUGAAUACUGCUGAAAGUUUCUCCAUUUUCUAUCCUGCUGGUCAACUAUAUAUUGCUGUGAGAGGUACAAUUUAAAUUUCUUUCAGGAAGCACAUUGGUGGUUAGCAUUUUUUUCUGAAAGUUUCUGGAGAUAAUACAGUUGCAGGUCAGCUUUGGCUGUGGAUGUUUGUGCCAGAUACAUUUUUCAGCAUUCUUGCAAUCGCUCAGUCGAUAAGACAAGAUAGCUAUUCAUAAGAUUUAGUCAGGUGUGGCUGCAAGUUACGAAAGAAUUGUCAGCAGCACACCAAUAUUGAUAGAUAGUAGGAGAGAUCAUGCUUUAUACAGUAGACACAGAUCAGAUGAGUACUUUCCCAGAUCACAUUGAUUCAGAAAUUCAGCCAGUUGUUGAGUCUGAUCCUCCAGAGUCUCUUGUAAAGAACAAAAGGACUGUAGCAGGUAAAAAGGAUAAACAGAAAAAGAAGCUUAAUUCCAAUGUUGAGGCUGCUAUAGGGAACCCCUGGACCACUGGAUUGUUCAACUGUCAUGAAGACUGGACAAAUGCGGUUGUAACAGCAUUUUUACCUUGCAUAACAUUUGGACAAAUAGCUGAAGUACUGGAUGAAGGAGAGUUAUCAUCUCCGUGGGGAAGUUUCAUUUACUUGCUGAUGAUGCCUGCUCUUUGCUCUCAAUGGAUAAUGGGCUCGAAAUACAGGAAAAAGCUGAGGAAGAAAUAUGAUUUGGUUGAAGCUCCCUACACUGACAAGGUCUCACACAUUUUUUGCUUGUGCUGCUCCCUUUGCCAGGAUUACCGAGAGCUUAAAAACAGAGGACUUGAUCCUUCUCUAGGCUAGAAAGGUAUCCUGGCUCAACAAAAGGGAAAACAAGCUGAAGAUCAGCCAACAGAGACUCCUCCAGCAAAGCAGGAGAUGGUCAAGUAAAAAAGAAAUAAUUAAAUUGCUGAACAGACUUUUGUUGUGCGCUUAAAUAUAAUCUUGCUUAUAAUUUCAACAUUAUGUAUCAAUUUUUUGAGGUCUCGAAUCAGGCCAUGCUAUCUAUGCAUACAAUGCAAGCUACCUAAAUAUGAAGGCUGAAAGGCAAAUUGAAAUAAUUAUGUGUUAACUCCAACUGCAGCAAAUUAUCAUUUCCCAUACUCCAGCUAUAUUGUCCAAACUCUGAAGGUCUUAAUAUACAUCGAUGUAUUUGUAACUCGGAUAAGCCCCCACAUACUUCAGCAUACUACUCCCUCUAUUUCAAAAUAAAUGCUUCAUUUUGAUCGUCACAAUAAUGCGGUACUUUAAACAAUGCUCUCUUCGUCACACAAUACAAAGCCUAUUUGGGGUUUUUCAUGAGAAUUAAAGAGAUUGUAAAUUCCUUAAAACUAAUGAUUGAGAGUACAUAUGUGCAUGUGAGGUUAGAGAUAGAUAGAGGGAAAUAAAAAGUAGUUGACAAUUAUUGAAGAGAGGGUAAGAGAAAGUGUUGAAAAAUAACGUCAGAAGUACCAAAAAAAAAAAAAAAAAGGGGGGGAUGACAACUCAUCAAAAAGAGGGUAAUAAUCUCAAAAAGUACAACCGUUAAAUAGAAAUAGGCGUUAUACUUUAAUUUACCCAAAAAGCAAUACAUGCUUUGCAUUGUGUCACGAGGGAGUAAUAUAUUUAGUUAUCAAUAAUGUAAGUAUAAUUUAUAUAAAAAAAUUGAUUUUCGAAAACUAUAGACUGAGACGAUUCUAGGUUUGAUCUUAUAUAAGCACUUUAUUUAAGUAUAAAUUAUCCAUAUCACUUUCACCCCUACCCAUACGAGUCAGUUUGCUCUUAUAUAAGCACUUUAUUUAAAAUAAAAAUCAUAAUCUGCAUCAUAACCUUUUACAAAAUAAUUAUUUUUUUUAACCCUUCAAAAAAAAAUAAUAAAAAAAAUAAUUUUUUUAAAGAAAACUCAAUGAAGAAGAAAACAAGGGAAAUUACGAGAAAAUACAAGUCUAUCACCCUGAUAAACAAAAUUUGUUAGUCAAAUAAUAAAACUGUUGUUAGAAGAUAAAUAUGAAUGCCUAUAAUUAUUUGAUUUGAUUUCACAAUGUUCACACGAGUCCAAAGACUUGUGAACUUGUGUGGCAUUAUAUGUAAAACUCUUGGCUAUAUAAGCCAUGUUACCGGAGCAAUAUACAUAAUCAAUUUCUCCAUCUUCUCUUACUCCUUUAUAAAACUUUCUAUCGGUAAAACUUUAACACGUUAUCAACACCAGUUUUCAGUCAGGUAUAUUUAUACCUACUUAUAAAAAUUUAUAACAAAAUAAUACUAUCUACUUCUAACUGUUUCGAGGAGUAUGCUCUAUAGUUGCCCAUAUUUGGGAUCCUCUAUAACAGAAACUCAAACAUUUACUAUAUAUACCUCAAAAAA
Chenopodium quinoa (quinoa) is the source of this 2753-nucleotide messenger RNA. RefSeq names its product protein PLANT CADMIUM RESISTANCE 8. The transcript is spliced from 5 exons. The record is from RefSeq and is a predicted model, not a curated record. Bases 696 to 1214 code for a protein of 172 amino acids. Lineage: Eukaryota; Viridiplantae; Streptophyta; Magnoliopsida; Caryophyllales; Amaranthaceae.